AGUGUUGACCGCUGCCGUAGGCAAAAUGGCAGCACCAACUAAAAGUUCGCCUAAAGAUGCACAGGUUAUGGCUGCGAUACUGAAAGAUAUGGGUGUUACAGAAUAUGAACCGAGACUGAUAAAUCAAAUGUUGGAAUUUACUUACCGCUAUGUGACAGAUGUCCUGGAUGAUGCGAAAGUGUACAGCGGACAUGCCAACAAGAAGGCAGUUGACACUGAGGAUGUUCAGUUGGCAGUUCAGUGUCGCAUGGACCACUCAUUCACUACACCUCCUCCAAGAGAUCUAUUGUUGGAGAUAGCUCGCCACAAAAACAAUCAGUCUCUUCCUCUCAUCAAACCCUACUCGGGCCCUCGACUGCCGCCAGACAGAUACUGCCUGUCUGCUCCCAAUUAUAAACUGGUCAGCAGGAAAAAGCUUCAUCGUAUACAGAUAGGCCUGCCUGUCAACCAGCUUCCUGGUGGGCACCGAAUCUCUCUUACACCUGUACAACAGAAGUUCCAAGUAGGGAUGUCUGGCCAGCCGCUGUCCGUCAUCAACCGUCCUUCCCACGUCAAACCCAUUAUCCAUAUGCAGCAAGGCAGCAGUCUGGUACCUGGUAGUAUAUCAGGGGGCAGUCAACAAGUGCCCCUGUCCUCCAUCAUGCCUGCCGCUUCUGUAAUGACCCCCAUGACAUCCGGAACACCCCUCGUACAGAGUUUCAUGAACAACCCCCUUAAGAGGAAACAUGAGGAGGAUUAUGACCUCACUUGAAUGGAUGGGUGUGUUACAAUGAGUUAUGAUUUAUCUAGGAAUGUAUUAGUGUCAUCUGCAGUUGAAUGGUUCAUGGCUACAUGUGAUUAUGUGACUGACUGUUUAGUACUUUUUCAAUAAGAUCACUGUAAGAUAUCUUUGGAAGAUGUCCAAAAUGUGAAGUGAAAUAUGGAAUAAGAAGUACAGUACUGAAUGCUUUAAUAUUACAGGAUUCCAUUGUGUUGCAAAUUCAAUAAAUAAUUUGUAUGGAGAUUAAUUGUCUGUUUCAUUGUAAAAUAAUUAAUGAUUAAUAUUUCAUUGGAAAAUCGCCCCAAAUGGAUCAUUGUUUUUUCUUCCUAGCACUAUGUUCAAUUAUGUUAACUUUUUGUAGCGAAAUGGGCUAAAACAAGUUAAACAAUGAAUUCAUCAGAUAUAUUAUCCACCAUUAUUUUUCAAUAAACCACUGAAAAGCAUGAAAUUAAUGAAAAAUCUACUGUGUGUGUAUGAUUAUUUUUAAAAGUCAUCAUGACACCCCGAAUAUGAAGCCAUGUGGAAAUGAACAAGGACGUCACAGUAUUAUAGCAAUAAAACCUAUAUGGUGGUAAGUGAUGGUUUAAUGUGCUGGUAUUAAAAAUGAAGGUUUUGAAAGAAUCAUAGAGCUUGCUCUUCUCGGUGGUCACUGUCUGCAAAGUUAGUCUGAACAAUCUGAGGUACUGACUAAGGCAUGUUCAUAAUUACUGUUACUGACUAUAUGGAUAGAAGUAUCAGAAUUAAACAUUACUAUCCAUUUUUUUAGGACUGUAACGAAUUUAUUGGAUGACACACUCAAGUUAUGUGGCGAAAUGUCUAUGAUCUAUGUUUUUCUUUAAAUUAUUAAUUUUAAUGUUUUCAUCAUAUUGUUUACACAAAGAAGUUAUAAGCCCAUUGCAAUGUCGUGUGCAUUUUCAUGAUCAAUAAAGUUUGAAUGAAA
Messenger RNA from Mya arenaria, 1700 nucleotides. Its product is annotated as transcription initiation factor TFIID subunit 9B-like. The record is from RefSeq and is a predicted model, not a curated record. Gene Ontology annotation, cellular component: transcription factor TFIID complex; SAGA complex. Gene Ontology annotation, molecular function: transcription coactivator activity; protein heterodimerization activity; RNA polymerase II general transcription initiation factor activity. NCBI's taxonomy places the organism in Eukaryota, Metazoa, Mollusca, Bivalvia, Myida, Myidae. Bases 26 to 751 code for a protein of 241 amino acids. The transcript is spliced from 6 exons. Gene Ontology annotation, biological process: DNA-templated transcription initiation; RNA polymerase II preinitiation complex assembly.